AUGCCGGCUGGCCAUGGAUUGAGGUCAAGAACAAGGGAUUUGUUCGCAAGAGGAUUCAGGAAGAAGGGUAUGCCGCAUAAGUUCUACCAUGGUCGCACCGGUCAGGUAUGGAACGUCACCAAGCGCGCCAUCGGUGUUGAAAUGAACAAACAGGUUGGUAACAGGAUCAUCAAGAAAAGGAUUCAUGUUCGUGUGGAGCAUGUGAUGCCAUCAAGAUGCACAGAAGAAUUCAAGCAAAGGGUUAAGAAGAACGAUGUACUAAAGGCUGAAGCCAAAGCUAAAGGGUGGAUAUUAAGUCAGAAAUCUUGUUUCAGGCUUUUACAGGUUUGUGUCACAAUUACAAACGUAACUGAGUAUCUUGCAAAUGUGCCCCGUCAUAACGCCGUUGUCGACGUCCACGUCAGCCUCCACGAAAACGAGAUGCACCCAUACCGAUUGCUCUUAAUCGUUUGAUUGCGACGUUGAUUCCGUAUGCCAUUGAUCCAUUGUAGACGAUUCCGGUACCACCUUUUCUGAUUAUGUUUUCGUCUCUUAAACACAUGAUGAAGUCUUCUGCUUUGAACUCUAACCUUUGAAAAGC
Molecule: messenger RNA, 580 nt
Organism: Lactuca virosa
Lineage: Eukaryota; Viridiplantae; Streptophyta; Magnoliopsida; Asterales; Asteraceae
Source: the annotation of a GenBank genome assembly